AUGAAAGACACCAAGGAAAGGCAAGUCGGGCAACCAAUUUCCGAGGAACUUCUCGAGACGAUCGAGGAGAUGAGCCGCGCCUUCACGGAAUUUGUAGAUGAGGUGCUAGAAACCCAGACGAUUGGCCCUGGUAACCCCGCUCUUCUGAACAACUUACACCAUGUCUCCGCUCGAAUUCUUUCCCUGGCCAAGGGAGCAGUUGAUGUUGAAGGAAUGGGGACCCCAUCGCCAACACUCACCCACCCUAACAAUCAGCUUGGCAUCGGCCAGGGAGCCGAAGCCAAGCUGGUGGUCUCUGGUGGCCCAGGGUCGCUCGGACCUAUCUCGGAUUAUAACGGCAUGGACCCGACCGUGGGCAGCUCCUUGAGGACGCCUGGCCAGGCGUUGCCUAGCAACAUUCGUGUGAGCAUCCCCACGGAGCAAGGAACCAUAGAAUCAACCUUUCAAUCCAUGUCUCGAACCACAUCAAUGCCAAUAAUUCCGUCGCGUCAAGUCUUUGGUAAUGGUUGGACCACAUCUACCAUGCCUGAACUCUCCGGCAUAGAGCCAAUUCAGCGCUUGUCCCCCGAUAUAACAACAGCUCUUUCAGCUCUAGGAUCCUUCUCCCUUCGCCUGCUCGAAGCAACCCUAAUCUAUGGAUAUCGUUUGCUCUUGGAACAUGUCCAAGAGAAGACCGAUGAGGCUGGGUUAGCGCUCUGUUCUCGGCCGCCGCAGCAGCUCGCUGCGGUCUUUCGCUGGCUACUAGGUCCUGGAAAGGAAUACAUGUAUCGAAUGUCGGGGGUUGCAUGGGAAGCCAGCCACGGCGCGGCUUUACAACCACCGGAUUCAUCGCCCCCUUUCUCUAUGCCACCUUGCUCCGACGCCACGCUUGAAGUUAAUCACUCCAGGGAGAAAACAGAGUAUCUCACAGCUAUUGGUGUCCAGAGACGGUUGCAAAGCCUCGGUGCCAAAAUGCUAGAUGCAGAUACGAUGGAGCUCCAGGUGGAUGGAUCGCGAUUCGGCACUGAAGAUGAUCUCAGAUUCUUCUCGUCGGGGCCGAUGCCACCAGCUUCGUGGAGCUACAUCGAUUUCUUCUCCGUAUAUCACGCUCAGCCGAGCUCUGUUACGAUGAUACUCAGGGUGCCAGAAUUCAUACAGAAUAUGACGCAAAUAUCUACUUGCUUGGGCAAUGGUCCGGGGUAUUCAAAGAAGGAGCUGGCUAGAGUAAUGAAGGCAUCUGCAUCCAUUGUUAAGUAG
Messenger RNA from Scedosporium apiospermum, 1236 nucleotides. RefSeq lists its product as uncharacterized. Bases 1 to 1236 code for a protein of 411 amino acids. The transcript is spliced from 2 exons. The record is from RefSeq and is a predicted model, not a curated record. NCBI's taxonomy places the organism in Eukaryota, Fungi, Ascomycota, Sordariomycetes, Microascales, Microascaceae.